UUCCCUGCUGUGCUGAUGGCAGAGCCCAGCUGGGCUGUGCCAGAGCCCAGUGCUAUCUCCAACCUGCCUCUCGCUGGGGCUUCACUUGGCUCUGCCUGUUGUCAGCUGUGGUGUUGGGUGAAACUUCAACCUUUGCUCCCUUGAUAAAGGCUGAUAGGAGCUAAAAUUAACUCUUGCAUCAUGUGGUGAGGGGUUUUCAUAAUCGAUGCCAGGAACAAGCACGUUUCCUCUCUGAAAAGAGAUGAAUUAAAAUGCAGCACACCACGUGCACGGAGGACAGGAUCUACCAUGCACUGGAGAGAUGUCUGCACGGGCUUAGCAGAGAUGCUGUCUCCAGCAGAUGGGCUGCAGGGCUGUGCCUGAACUGCUGGAGCCUGCAGGAGCUGGUGAGCAGGGAUGCUGGCAACUACCUCAUCCUGGUGGAGAAAAUCCUCGGCAAGGCCAGGGAGGUGCAGGAGAAGUGUGACUACGACCUGGUGAUGCCCCUGGCCCUGCUUUUCUACUACGCCGUCCUCUAUGCUCCCCACAUCCCACCAGACUCCGAGCUGCUCCUGAAAGCUGCCAGCGUCUACCACAGCUUCCUCACCUGGCCCGUGCCCUACUGCGACGUUUUCCGUGAGCUGCUCACUUUCAUCAGUGAUGAGCUCAAGGCACCAGGGAUUUCCUUCCAGAGGUUGGUGAGGACGGAGCAGGGGCUGCCUGUGAAGAACUACCAGAGCUCCACUGUGACGGUGCUGCUGCUGAACCGCUCCGAGGUGCAGAGCGAAUUCCUCUCCAUCGCAGAGAAGCUGAGCGGCACUGAGCCGCCCCGGCACGCCGCGCUCAUCCUGCUGCUGGAGCACCUCUACCAGGUCACCUUCGGCACCCGCUGCGACCUGGGCAGCCUGCGCUGCCUCCUGAAGGCCAAGACAUUGGAGGAGCUCUCUGAGAUCUACGCCAGUGCUGCUGAAGCUCAGGAGGCCGCAGCUGCCAGCAGUGACCCUGUGCUGGCCCGGGAGCGGCUGCAGAGCGUUCUGCAGGACAUUGCUGGGGCAGCUGCGCUUCCUGUCAUUGGAGGAGAUGCGCAGCCCCGCAGGCUGCAGCCCAUCCCCAUCCCUACUUCACGCUGCUAUGCUUACAGCUGGGACCAGGAUAACUUUGAUGUCCUCAAUGAUGUCCUCAGCAAGGAGUGCAGCGUUGUUGAGCCUGUGGCCUCAGAGAAUGAGGAGGACGAGGAAGAGGAAGAGGAGGACGUGGAAACAGAUGGCUGUUCCCCAGAGAGGGACUCGCUGCUGUCCCCCAUCUCCUCCAUUUCCAAAGACUCUGUGUACUCAGCGCUGUCAGAAGAGGGACCCAAGCCCUCCCGUGUGUCCCUCUUCAGCAGCUCCAAGGACUCCAUCUCAGAGCUGACAGUGGUCUCCAAAAAGUCCUUGCGGUCUUUUGUCUCCAGCCUGAAGGACUGCAUGGACAGCGGGUACGCAGAGGACAGCGACGAGAGCUCCCUGGACAUGGUUGGGAGGCCGGAGCUGAAGAUGGAGAAGACCCACCACAAAUACAGACACACGCUGACCAACAAAAUCUACAAACUUUUCAAGAGCAAAAGCCAGCUGGUCCUCAGGAGAGACCUGAAGGACUGUCCAGAUAUGGGCUCGCUCCCACUGCGCCGUGCUGAGAGCCUGUGCCACCCCCCGGCCAAGCCCCGCAUCCCGGCACGCUCCCGGCGCGCUCACUCGUUGCCGCAGCACGGGCUGGGCCAGAGGCUGCAGACCCCACAGACCCCACAGCUGCCCAGCCUGCCCCGCCGGCCCUUCCUCAGCUAUGACGAGGAUGCCAAAGUGGCCACCAUGCGUGUGGUGGUCUUCGGCUCCGACCGCAUCUCAGGGAAAGUAGCCCGAGCCUACAGCAACCUGAGGCUGAAGGAGAGCACCUGCCCUACACUGACAAGGUACUUCAAGCUGCAGUUUUUUUAUGUCCCCGUGAAGAGGAGCUGCCCCUUUCCAACGGCCCUGCUGAUGCAUCCUCCUCCAUCCCCAAGCGACCUGCAGCUCCGUGCCUCAGCACAGGUGGAGCCCACCUCAGCUGGGGCGGAGAGCAGCACCAACGACAUCUCCCACUACAUCGGCAUGUUGGACCCAUGGUACGAGCGGAACGUUCUGGGGCUGAUGAACCUGCCCAUGGAUGUCCUGUGUCAGUCUGCCAAGCCUGAGGCUGAGCCCCAGGAGGACUCCCGGGAGCAGCUGCCCAUCCUGGCCGACAUGAUCCUCUACUACUGCCGCUUUGCCACGCGCCCCGUCCUGCUGCAGCUCUACCAGACCGAGCUCACCUUCAUAGGGGGGGAGAAGAUGACCGAAGUCUUCAUCCACUCCCUGGAGCUGGGUCACUCGGCAGCCACACGGGCCAUCAAGGCGUCAGGUCCGGGCAGCAAAAGGCUGGGCAUAGAUGGAGACAGAGAAGCAAUCCCACUAACACUACAGAUCGCCUACAGCAAGACAGCCAUCAGUGGAAGGAGUCAGUGGAACGAUGUUGAGAAGGUCUGCACAUCUGUUAACCUCAGCAAAGCCUGCAAGAAGUACGAAGAGCUGGCCUCAAAGACGGAGUGUCUCAACUUGACCCUGACAGAGGUGGUUAAAAGGCAAAACUCCAAAUCCAAAAAAAGUUUCAAUCAGCAGCUCAGCGUGUCCCAGAUAAAGGUAGACAAGGUCCAGAUUAUUGGUGUCCAGUCCUCCUUCGCCGUGUGCUUGGAUCAGGACGAGCAGAAGAUCCUGCAGAGUGUAACCAGGUGUGAGAUCUCUGUGUGCUACAGACCAAGGGACACUGACCCUCUUGCACUGAGAAGGUCCUCUUUGACUCCCCAGGACCCCUCUGAGUUUCAUUCUCUCCUGUGUUUACCCAUUUCCACCUUCAGUGGAGCGUUGCCAUAGAAGAACCCUGUGCUCUCAUUGGACCAGACAUGCAUCCAACACCAAAAUGAAGCUGUCCUGCUGGAGACCAGCCACUUUUGUCCAAGACAUCCUGCAGUCUGAAGCCAUAGUGUGGUGAUUGAACUGCUCCUGAUGUGAGCUGAGCCCAUCCUUGGGAAAUGAUGUUAGUGUCAGGCUCCGGUACAGCUCAGGAUUCCCUGGGAGGAAAGUGAGAUCUCUACCUGGUUGAGCAGGCUGCCAACACCAAACUGAGAGGACAAGGCAAGGACAGCGACGUUUUCCUGCCAGCAAAUGGUGCUGUGGCCAUACUUAGUGACUGCAAAGCCCAUGUGAUGCUGGAGAGAAUGUAUUCUGGAAAGUGAAUGUCUUUGGCUGAGUGGUGGCAGGUGGAGCAGAUGCAUGUGGAGUUGAAAACCAUGCAGCCAAUGUUCUGAUGACAUUUCACUUGCAAUAAGCCAGUGAUGCUGGGGAUGGUUCUCUGGGGAUAGGCACAGGCUUUCUCAGGGUUUGCUUUAAAUUAUGAGAGAUGGGUGCAGAGAAACAGCACAAUGCAGAAUGACCCAGCUGGGGCCCAGAAAGAGCCCAGUAUGAAUUAUGGACUGCUCUUUGUGUUCCAGCGAAUCCAGUGCAAUAGGCCAUACCAGGGCAUGGGCAGCUCAUCACACAUAUGUGUUAGCUGUAAAUCCAGGACCUGCAGGAGAUAACCUUCCACUUCUUGCAGAGUUUCAGAGUUCAUCCAGGAGGGAGAUGGAGUUGCUGUUCAGCUGGUGUUCUUGCAUCCUGCUCACCAGUGCAUGAGUGCUAGAGACAUCCCAGAGGCUGAAUGCUCUAUAGGUGCUUGAGAUAGAGCAUAAACCAUGUUCGUGCUCAUAGGAGGGAGGGGAGUACUGGGUAAAGUGCUAGGAUUGCCUUGCCUCACCUCAGGGUGUGGCUUUGGUGGAGAAGGACCCAGCACCAAUAACACUAGUGAUGCUUGCAGGCAAUGAUAGGCUCUGAGAUCCCCUCUCCCCUGCAAAGAGAGGUUCCCCCCCACCCCCCUCUUUCUCUCUGUGAGGCCUUAGGUACAGAAAUUUGCAAUAGUUGGGAGCUUUUGGAAGUAUUUUGACCCCAGGAACAAUAAAUGAGGCUAGAAGUGCCUUGCUUGGUUUGACAACUCUCAGGUUAUUUCAAAUUAGCUGGUGGUCGCACUAACGAUGGCUGGCAGAAGAGCAUGCUGCCUGUUGCAGGCUAGGAGUAUGCCAACACCAAGGAUGUGCUCCCUGGGAGGCAUCUGGAAGGGACUCCAUCCUGCUGAGGCUGCGGGGCUCAGCCACGGUGAGCUCUGCUCCAUCUGGGUCCUCCAGCAAAUGGGGCCUGGGCAGCCCUUGGCACUAAUUGGAGUGAGACUGGGCUCCGUCCCAAGGCCUGUGGGCACAGCAGCUGUGUUCCCCUUGGUGGUGACAUUGGAGCAUUUUAAGUCCAAGAGGCUCCGAGGACCGGGAUCAGAUUUUAAACAAGUUUUCCCGUUGACUUUUCACAUUUCCCAGACAGGUUUGUGUGCGUUGUCUCCAGUGGGGCUGAAAUUUGACAGCUGGUUUUUUUUUUCUUUAGUUGUUGUUCAAUUCAUUAAAAUAGCACCUUAUCCUGUCAAAACAGUGCUAUUUGUGAUCCCUACAUCCGUGGCUAAAUAUAUUCCUGCUGCUGUCGGUGGUGCAAAGCUCUUUGGUCUCAGCUGGCCGUAUAGAACUACAGGAGAAGAGUUUCCACGCUGGGGAGGAAAAACAAGCACACCCUCUGGGGACUCGUAAUCCUGGCUCAUUUUUUGACCUCUGAUGCUUUCUGGAAAUGAAAAGAAGGAAGUGGAAGGUUCCUUCAGGCCGUCCUUGUACAUAUAUGUGCAGCCUUACCAAACCCGUGUCACGUUUGUGCUGAUCUGUAAAAUAGCGUUUAAAGGAUUUUUAAAGUAACUGUAAGAUAUUAAAGGAGGAUUUAUUUCGAGUACAGGCAUGGUGCUUGUGUCAGUGCUGCCCAGCAGGAGGAAGGCACAGCUUCGUAUCUGUGCACAGAGGGCACCCAGUGCUUUGCAGAGCACUGAUCUGAGGGCAGGAAAAAGCCCAUCAGGUCACCAUGGCUGUGAGCUGGGUGCCAGAGGGCACGGAAUCGAGACCUGCAGCAGCAAAUUGAGCUCAGAAGCAAGACCCAGUGCUGUAACGCCCACAUCAGCUUUGUUCUGGAUUAAGGAGAGAAGCUUGCAGAGUUUGUAUGUGUGAGAUCUGUGUGUGUGCCUUUCUCUUCCUGGAGUGCAUUCAAGGCUGAGCUGGUAGGGGUGAGGAUCAGGGUGCUGUAUAGACAAAAAAGCCCUAACCCACCCAUCUGCCACAGAUGGGCUGAGC
Messenger RNA from Lagopus muta (rock ptarmigan), 5272 nucleotides. RefSeq names its product phosphoinositide-3-kinase regulatory subunit 5 (gene PIK3R5). Gene Ontology annotation, cellular component: phosphatidylinositol 3-kinase complex, class IB. Gene Ontology annotation, biological process: positive regulation of MAP kinase activity; G protein-coupled receptor signaling pathway. The transcript is spliced from 19 exons. NCBI's taxonomy places the organism in Eukaryota, Metazoa, Chordata, Aves, Galliformes, Phasianidae. The record is from RefSeq and is a predicted model, not a curated record. Gene Ontology annotation, molecular function: 1-phosphatidylinositol-3-kinase regulator activity. The coding region runs from base 252 to 2900 and encodes 882 amino acids.